Molecule: messenger RNA, 2646 nt
Organism: Anoplopoma fimbria (sablefish)
Lineage: Eukaryota; Metazoa; Chordata; Actinopteri; Perciformes; Anoplopomatidae
Gene: abcf1
Product: ATP-binding cassette, sub-family F (GCN20), member 1
Exons: 24
Coding region: 188-2551 (787 amino acids)
Molecular function (GO): ATP binding; ATP hydrolysis activity
Source: RefSeq, a predicted model, not a curated record
CUCCCCUCCGCCUGAUUGUCACCCGAGCGGAAUGCCACAGUUAGCAGAAUCAAACUUUGUUGAUGACCCGGCAUGUGCCUCCUGUCGUUGGGCCCUCAUGACGCGUGAGGCUAAUCAUUCUACUGGAUAGAAAAAGGACACAGUUCAAGCUAGGUCAUUUUAGGAAAGUCGAAGUCAGAGUAACACAAUGCCCAAGAAAAGUAAAGAAGAAGCAGUGUGGGUGGACAGUGAAGUCGCCCCGGCAGCUGCAGAAAAAACUGUGAAAAAGGGGAAGAAAGAUAAAAAGGGGAAAAAAAGUUUCUUUGAGGAUCUUGCCACAGAUGGCAAGCCUGAAGUAGAUGAGGUUGCUGUGAAAGACACGCAAGGAAAACAGUCUCAGAAAAAGAAAAAAGACCGGCGGAAAGUGAAAAGUGGAGAUGAUGAUAAAGAUGAGGAUGUCAUGCUGAAGUUAAAAAAGCUUUCAGUGCAAACAAGUGAUGAGGAAGAUGAGCCAGUCAUCGCCCACAGUAAAGGGAGCAAGAAAGUAAAGGGCGGAAACAUCUUUGCUGCUCUCAGCCAGGGCCAGAGUGAUGAGGAUGAGGACAGUAAUUUGGAUGGGGAAGAGAUACCAACAAAAAAGAGAGCGAAACCUGCUGAACGAUCACACAGUAAGGAGGAAGAUGAGGAGGAAGAGGAUGAGGACAGUGACGGAGGUGACAUGAUGAUGAGUGCUGAGGAUGUCAUCGCAGAGCAGGCCAAGCAGCAGGAGGACGACCCGUUUGCUAACCUUAGUAAAAAGGAGAAGAAGAAGAAAAAGAAACUGAUGGAGUAUGAGCGUCAGGUGGCCAGUAUCCGUGCCCAGAAUGCCUUGGAGGGAGAUUUCUCCAUUUCCCAGGCUGAGAUGUCCUCCAGACAGGCCAUGCUAGAGAACGCCUCUGAUAUCAAGCUGGAAAGGUUCAGCAUCUCUGCUCAUGGCAAGGAGCUUUUUGUCAACGCUGACCUUCUCAUUGUGGCAGGAAGAAGAUAUGGUUUGGUUGGACCAAAUGGCAAAGGAAAGACCACAUUACUUAAACACAUAGCCAACAGAGCUCUCAGCAUUCCCCCCAACAUUGAUGUGCUGCUGUGUGAACAGGAGGUGGUAGCUGAUGACACACCGGCGGUGCAGGCAGUGCUGAAGGCAGACACCCGCCGUCUGAAGCUUCUCGAGGAGGAGAGACAGCUCCAAGCUCGUCUGGAGAAGGGAGAGGACAGUGUGGCUGAAAGGCUGGAGAAGGUCUAUGAAGAGCUCAGGGCUAUUGGAGCUGCAGCAGCUGAGGCCAAGGCCAGAAGGAUCCUGGCUGGUUUGUCAUUUACCCCUGAGAUGCAGAACCGACCCACUAAGAGGUUCUCUGGAGGGUGGAGAAUGAGGGUGUCCCUCGCCAGAGCUCUGUUCAUGGAACCCACUCUGCUGAUGCUGGACGAACCCACCAACCACCUGGACCUGAACGCCGUCAUCUGGCUCAACAACUAUCUUCAAGGCUGGAAGAAGACUCUCCUCAUAGUUUCCCACGACCAGAGUUUCCUUGACGAUGUGUGUACAGAUAUCAUCCACUUAGACAACGAGAAGCUCUACUAUUACAGAGGGAACUACUUGACUUUCAAGAAGAUGUACGUGCAGAAGCAGAAAGAACUGCAGAAACAGUACGACAAGCAGGAGAAGAAACUGAAAGACCUGAAGGCUGGUGGCAAGUCCACCAAACAGGCUGAGAAGCAAACUAAGGAGGCCCUGACCAGAAAGCAGCAGAAAGGAAAGAAGAAGGGAGGUCAGGAGGAGGAAAGCCAGGAUGCCACAGAGCUGCUGAAGAGGCCUAAAGAGUACACCGUCAAGUUCACCUUCCCCAACCCACCUCCUCUCUCACCGCCCAUACUUGGACUACACAGUGUGGACUUUGGCUACGGGGGUCAGAAGCCUCUCUUUAGAAACGUGGACUUUGGAAUCGACAUGGACUCCAGGAUUUGUAUAGUUGGACCCAAUGGUGUUGGAAAGAGUACCCUGCUGCUGCUGCUCACAGGGAAAUUAAAUCCUACUAAAGGUGAGAUGAGGAAGAAUCAUCGCUUGAAAGUGGGCUUCUUUAACCAGCAGUAUGCUGAUCAGCUGAACAUGGAGGAGACCGCCACAGAGUACCUAAUGAGGAACUUCAACCUUCCCUAUCAGGACGGCAGGAAGUGCCUGGGACGUUUUGGCAUGGAGAGCCACGCCCACACCAUUCAGAUCUCAAAACUGUCCGGUGGUCAGAAGGCCAGAGUAGUGUUUGCUGAACUGUCUUGUCGUCAGCCUGAUGUGCUGAUCUUGGAUGAGCCCACCAACAAUCUGGACAUUGAGUCAAUCGAUGCCUUAUCAGAGGCCAUCAAUGAAUAUAAAGGAGCUGUGAUCAUCGUGAGUCACGACGCCCGGCUCAUAACGGAGACUCAGUGCCAGAUGUGGGUAGUGGAGGACAGUUCGAUCAACCAGAUUGAUGGAGACUUUGACGAUUACAAGCGGGAGGUGCUUGAGUCUCUGGGAGAGACCGUGGUCAACAAGGUCAACCCAUGAUCAUGGUGUCCCUCACCGUAUGCUACGUACACACCAGCUGGGACCAGUCGCAUGUGUCUCAAAGCAAUGCUGAUAAUAAAAGCCUCUUUCUGGAG